This is a messenger RNA of Candidozyma haemuli, 2142 nucleotides long. It is a transcript of the gene GUS1, whose product is annotated as glutamate--tRNA ligase. The transcript has a single exon. Gene Ontology annotation, molecular function: ATP binding; glutamate-tRNA ligase activity. The coding region runs from base 1 to 2142 and encodes 713 amino acids. The record is from RefSeq and is a predicted model, not a curated record. NCBI's taxonomy places the organism in Eukaryota, Fungi, Ascomycota, Pichiomycetes, Serinales, Metschnikowiaceae. Gene Ontology annotation, cellular component: methionyl glutamyl tRNA synthetase complex; cytoplasm; cytosol. Gene Ontology annotation, biological process: translation; glutamyl-tRNA aminoacylation.
AUGGCUACCGUUACAGUUGCCGCAAAGGCUCCAUUCAUAGCUUAUUCUGCUAUUAUCGCUGCAGAGAUCGUGAACUCGGACUCUGACAAAGCCAUCACCGUUGAAUUCGUCGAUGAGAAGACCGCCGAGUCUGGUAAAGAUGUCACCGUGAAGUACGUUGAGAACGGGAACACUGUCACUGGCGACAAGGAGGUUCUCUCUCAAUUGUCUGCUUUGGCUCCUUCUAUCAAGACCUCUGACGAGUCUGCCAACACUUGGGUGCAAUUCGCAUUCGAAAAGUUGGCUAACAAGAACUUCAAGGCCUUGGCUACUGACUUGGAGAAAUUGGACGCCCACUUGAACUUCAGAUCUUUCAUUGUCGGCCACUCGCUUUCCGUCGCUGAUGUUGCUAUCUGGGGUGUCUUGAGAGCCAAUGCUGUCAUGGGCUCUGUUCUCAAGAACGAGGUUUACGCCAACGUCUCUAGAUGGUACAACUUCAUCGGUUCUGACUCUAGAUUCGACUCCGUCGCCGAGAAGACCACGAAAUCCAUCAACGACUUGAGAAAGUCUAUCAAGGCUGCUUCUGGUGCCAAGAAGGAAACACACAAGGCUAACUUCGAAAUUGACUUGCCAAACGCUAAGAUCGGCGAGGUUGUCACCCGUUUCCCACCUGAGCCAUCUGGAUACUUGCACAUCGGACACGCUAAGGCUGCUAUCUUGAACGAGUACUUUGCUCACGCUUACAAGGGUAAAUUGAUCAUCAGAUUCGAUGACACCAACCCUACUAAGGAGAGAGUUGAAUUCCAAGACUCUAUCAUUGAGGAUUUGGCUUUGCUUGGUAUCAAGGGUGACCAGAUUACCUACUCCUCUGACUACUUUGACAAGAUGUACGAGCUCGCUCUCGACUUAAUCAAGGCCGGUAAGGCCUACUGUGACGACACUCCUCAGGAAAAGAUGAGAGAGGAGAGAAUGGUUGGUGAUGCCUCUGCCAGAAGAGAGAGAACUGUUGAAGAGAAUUUGAAGAUCUUCACCGAGGAGAUGAAGAACGGUACUGAAGAGGGCUUGAAGAACUGUUUGAGAGCUAAGAUUGAUUACAAGGCCUUGAACAAGGCUUUGAGAGACCCUGUCAUCUACAGAUGUAACUUGACUCCUCACCACAGAACCGGUUCUGAGUGGAAGAUGUACCCUACUUAUGACUUCUGUGUUCCAGUCGUUGACUCUAUUGAGGGUGUCACCCACGCUUUGAGAACUAACGAGUACAGAGACAGAAACCCACAAUACGAAUGGUUCUUGAAGUCUUUGAACUUGCGUCACGUCCAUAUUUGGGAUUUCGGCAGAGUCAACUUCAUUAGAACUCUUUUGUCCAAGAGAAAGUUGCAAUGGUUUGUUGACAAGGGAUAUGUCGGCAACUGGGACGACCCAAGAUUCCCAACCAUCAGAGGUGUCAGAAGAAGAGGUAUGACCGUUGAGGGUUUGAGAAACUUCAUCCUCUCUCAGGGUCCUUCCAAGAACAUCAUCAACAUGGAGUGGUCCACCAUCUGGGCCAUGAACAAGAAGAUCAUCGACCCUGUUGUCCCAAGACAUACCGCUGUUGACGCGAAGAAUGCGGUGAAGGUUCUCCUUUCGAACGGCCCUGCCGAGCCUCAGACUGAAGAAAAACCAAAGCACAAGAAGAAUGCAGACGUUGGUUUGAAGAAGGUCAUUUUUGCCAAGAAUUUGUUGAUUGAUCAAGCAGAUGCUGCAACCUUCGCAGAAGGCGAGGAGGUUACUUUCAUGGACUGGGGUAAUGUCAUUGUCAAAAAAAUUCACAAGGACGGUGACAUCGUGUCUUCUAUCGACGCCGAGUUGCAUUUGGAGGGUGACUUCCGUAAAACUGAGAAGAAGGUUACUUGGCUCGCUGACACCGACGAUAAGGUGGAGGUUGAAGUUCACGACUUUGACCAUUUGAUCACCAAGGACAAGUUGGAGGAGAACGACAACUUCGAAGAUUUCAUCACCGAGAAGACCGAAUUUGUUUCGACUGUUCUUGCUGACGUGAACGUUAGAUCUUUGAAGAAGGACGACAUUAUCCAGUUCGAGAGAAAGGGAUUCUUCAAGGUUGACGAGGGUCUUGACCAGGGUAAGAUUGUGAUGUUCACUAUCCCAGAUGGUAAGAAGAAAUAG